Messenger RNA from Phycodurus eques (leafy seadragon), 1072 nucleotides. RefSeq names its product gem (nuclear organelle) associated protein 7 (gene gemin7). The transcript has 2 exons. Lineage: Eukaryota; Metazoa; Chordata; Actinopteri; Syngnathiformes; Syngnathidae. Bases 53 to 445 code for a protein of 130 amino acids. Gene Ontology annotation, biological process: spliceosomal snRNP assembly. The record is from RefSeq and is a predicted model, not a curated record. Gene Ontology annotation, cellular component: SMN-Sm protein complex.
UUUGCACUGUUUUGUUAGCAGCUUGCUAACACCAGAGCCGAGUCGUUGAAGAAUGGCAACACCGGUGCCCGUGCUUCGCCUGCCGAGGGGACCUGACCCCCACAGCCGUGGCUUCGACCCCAAAUCCCCUCGUUUCAUCGCUCUGUGCAGCCCGUCCAUCAUUUCUUCCUCGUCGCCACGCGCAUGCGCAGACCCGGAGGAACUGAAGCGGGAGCAACACGUGCGUGCGCAGUUGCGGGAGCGCUUCCUCAGGUGUCUGCUUGCCACGCGGGACAAGAAGGUGCGCUUCCGCAUGCACGCCGACGUGAGCGUGGACGCCACGUUCGGAGGCUGCGACAUCGACGUGCUCAACCUGCAGGUGUCCGACCUGCACACUCCCAUCGGCGUGCAGAAGGAGGCCCUCAUCAGAUGCCAGGACGUAAUUUCAUACACGUUUGAUUUGUGAAGACCCCCCCCCCCCCCACACACACACACACACACGUCAAGAUGGAAAUUGUUUACAUCACGAUGAACUUCUUUUUGUGAGAAGUUUGGGCUAUUUAGACACUUGAGCCAUCAAGCAGCAAGCUUUCUGACACAAGAUGGCAGCAUAUGCUCAUAUUUUGCUAUGAUGUUUCCAUUUUGGUUAGUGUUCAUGAAGAAUAAUCCCCCCCUGCCACAGUGUGGCACAGGUAUGCAAUCCAAAUUGAAGUCUGUACAGGGCAGAAAGCAUUGUUACCUUUUUGUUAAAGUCGAAUUUUGGAUGCAGUUCUGUAUUGCACUUGUACCUAAUUAAUGGUCUACCCCCCCCCCCCCCCUCUCCCCCAGUGUUUCCCAACCAUUUUUGAGCCAAGGCACAUAGUUUACAAAUGUCAUAGCACACUGCCAAAAAAAAAUGUCACAAAAAGUGGAUACAAAGGUUAUUUAUGUACCUUCUGCCAAGAACGUUUACUUGUUCUGCCAAUCACUAUACAUUGCUGCCACGGAUGAACAAAGAUACUGUACAUUUGUAUAAAUAAAUAAUUUUCAGCCCAUUUAAGUGAAACUAAAUAAUUUUUGCUAUGCCACAGAAGUCGGGAGUCACUGUGUUACA